Messenger RNA from Haliotis rufescens (red abalone), 1964 nucleotides. Its product is annotated as ankyrin repeat domain-containing protein 46-like. The transcript is spliced from 2 exons. The coding region runs from base 74 to 730 and encodes 218 amino acids. NCBI's taxonomy places the organism in Eukaryota, Metazoa, Mollusca, Gastropoda, Lepetellida, Haliotidae. The record is from RefSeq and is a predicted model, not a curated record. Gene Ontology annotation, molecular function: protein binding.
GUUUACUUCCUAGUUUGAGUUCGACAGUUUAACUCAGCAACAUUCUCUAUUAUUGGUCCAAUACUGGUCAUGAAUGGAGAAUUACGAUAAUCCUUUUUCGUUUGACAUUAUGGAAAGGGGUGACGUUCUUCGUGAUGCUGUGUUAGACGGGAAUGUAGCGGAAGUAACGGCAGCAAUUGAAACGGGCACCUGUCGUCUCGAAGAAUCCGACGCAAAUGGCCGGACAGUGUUACAUUUGGCAGCAUGUCGAGGUCACGCUGCAAUGGUGCGAUUAUUGAUAAACAGUGGAGCUGACAUGAAUGCUGAGGACCGCCAAGGAAACACGCCGCUUCAUUGGUGCGGUCACAUCGAUACCGUGGAGACACUGGUGGAAAUGGGAGCUAAUGUUAACGCACGAAAUAAGAUGGGUUUCACCCCAAAAUUCUUGGCUGAGAGACGAGGAGUCCCAAAGAAUACUCUUGACCUGUUCGAACACUUUGAGAAGGAGAAAAGUACAUCACAAGGUUCACUCACAAACACUGCCUCGAGCUAUGUUAAAUCACCCAGAUCCUCAGUGAUUCCAAGUGUCUGGUAUGAAUUCUAUUGUGAGCUGGGCAUCAAAAACACAUGUCUUCUAGUCCUUGGCCUGCUUGGUUUUUCCCUUUACCUGGCCUACAUCCUGACCGGCCUGCAUCGAGGAUAUGAUGAGAAGAUCCCACUAGAUGAAACCAGCUAUAAGAUACAUCUGUAACUGAACUCAUCAACUUUGAUAUGCAGGAAGCCCACACAUGUAAAGAUAAAUGUCCUGUCCAAAAUGGGUUAUCUAUAUUCAAACUUAGUUUUGGACCCUGCUUCAAUGAACGUUGUUGAAAGUCCUAGCUGUAAUCAGGAUAAUGUUGUGUGCUAUGUUCUGAGAUGAUCGAAAUGUUUCAUUUAUUUCUUGGCAACUUGUUUCUUAUGAGGGAUGGAUAUUGGAGGUUAAAAGUGUAUCACAAUAUUUUGCUAUCCACAAGGCCAUAUUGAGGUAUGUAUCACAAUAUUGUAUAAUUCUCAAUUUUGAAUUCAGAUGUAAUCUUAUUCAUUAUGGUAUGAAUUGAAGUUGAUAAAUGGAACAAAGCAAGAUGCUGGCACAACGUGAUGUUUACUCCGUCAAUAAAUACGCAGCUAUCUUGGAACCCUGGAGGCAUGCUGCUGGGCAGCGAAGGCAUUUGGCAAGGAAAUAACAUUAAACACAUGCUACCUCAUUAUAUCUCACAGAACUACUGCCUAAAUACAAGCCUUUCAUUAGCAUUACUUGCUAAAACUAUGUAGCACCAUGAGCAUUAACUUGGUGAAUGGAAACUGGCGCAGUAUAAAUGGACCUAUUAUUAUUAUUAUUAAAAAUCGCUAUUUGAAAUCACCCACUAUACAUGCUAUAUCCAGCAUGAAAAAAUUAUAUUUAGAUAUGAAUCGUUGAAAGAAUGAAUCUCAGUUUACCAAUAUACCGAUAAUACAGCACACCCAAAUUUCUUAACAUUCUUUUCAAAACAAAAGGAAUGGCCGAUGAGGGCUCAGUGGUCUCACAUGUUUGUGGCGCACCACUUUGCUGAUGCAGUUGUGUGUCCUUUGAAAUUCAUGCCAGGAUCCACUGAUCCCAGGAUUUACCAGAUGCACCCUGAUUAUGAUCCUUGGUUUGUCGGCACCUUACCCAUGCUCAUUGGUUUCACCAAAGUUUGACAGUGGCAAACACAGUUAUCACCUGAGUUGCAUUGAAAGAUUUUUCCACCUAAUUGAAGCUGACACUGGAGAACAAAUGUGUUUAUGUCGAUGUUGAAUUUUCACCCAUGUAACAUUGCAUCAAAACCAAGCCCAUAUUUCCAGUGUAGUGAGUGAGUUGGGUUUAAUGCCGCAUUUAACAGUAUUCCAGUUAUAUCGCUGCAUGUCAGCUUAAUGUGGGAGGAAAGCCCGAAGUGAUGCAGGUCUCGGACGUUUACCACUUCGGUGAA